This is a messenger RNA of Mytilus californianus (California mussel), 3515 nucleotides long. RefSeq lists its product as uncharacterized. Gene Ontology annotation, molecular function: DNA-binding transcription factor activity, RNA polymerase II-specific; RNA polymerase II cis-regulatory region sequence-specific DNA binding. The record is from RefSeq and is a predicted model, not a curated record. Bases 557 to 2992 code for a protein of 811 amino acids. NCBI's taxonomy places the organism in Eukaryota, Metazoa, Mollusca, Bivalvia, Mytilida, Mytilidae. The transcript is spliced from 3 exons. Gene Ontology annotation, cellular component: transcription regulator complex; PcG protein complex. Gene Ontology annotation, biological process: regulation of transcription by RNA polymerase II.
GAUCGUCAUUAAAUUCAAGUCAGUUGCAUUUACUCUUUUCACAUUUUAUUACACACCAUAGAAAAAUUGUAGAGGAAAUUAAAUGGAUUUUUUUUUCAUUGCAACAUUAAAAGCAAGUUGCAUUAUUCAUUUAAGCCAAAACUUUUUUAGUCUAGUUUUUAGUUGGCAAUAAGUCAGCAGGCAAAAUUACUUUCAGCGGUAUUUUUUAUUUAAUGUGAAACUUUUUAUUGUUGAGGAUGGACAAAAAAAGUGGAAUUAAAAGUUUUAUUCAAAGGAAACGUUUGUUGUGUUGCAAGAAUGGAUGAAUUCGGGAUUAAAUGUUUAACAGGUUAAUUUUAGAUGACGAUAAAAAUUCUUUUAUGAUAGAUUAUUGAAUAAAUUGGACAGUCAAGACAGGUAAAGUUAAUGUUUUUAUACUGUGGAUAUUUUUCUCAAAACAGUUUAUUGCAACAGUGAACAAGAUGUUGAAGGACUGAACAGUUGCGUAGUAUUACAAGUACUGUAGAGAAUUCAGGAAAAAGUUAUAGUUUAAAAAGAAAAAAAAACAUUGGUCAAAAUGAAUGGUCAUUUUGAUUUUGAUCCUUCGUACAAUAACUUUAAAAUGUUUAUGACUUAUUGGUUUAUGUCUUCUCGUCACAGGCCAGGAUUGAAUGGAUUAGCAGACGGUCAGUUGCUGCCGGACAGGAUGGGAAUCGGAGAAGGUAUGGAAGAGGAACUACAGAGGAGAAUGAGGGGGAGAAGUAAUAACUUUGAAGAAGAAUUACGAAGUCGUUUUGGACUUAAUAAUAUUGAAGAAGAGUUACGAAGUAGAAUGGGAUUAAGUAACAGGAUUGGACAAGAACAUAAUGGUAAAAUCGGAGGUAAUAGUACUGUCGAAGGGGACCUUCAUAAUCGACUCAGUUUUAAUCGUGGUAUGGAGGAUGAAUUGCGUAGCAGGAUGGAAGCAAGUCAUAGUAUAGAAGAAGAACUACGUAAGAAAAUUGGAUUCAGCAGCAGUAUUGAAGAAGAAUUACGAAGCCGGUUGUUAUAUAAAAAUAGUGGACAGAAUUCGCAGGGUGAUAUGUCUUUUUACAAUGCAGUUGACGAAAUGUGUCGUCAACAAAAUCAUCCUCAAAACCAAUCAUUCCAGUCAAAAAAUAGAGAUUCGGACAUUGGAGAGGAAACAGAACCAAACAGCGACCAUCUUGAUGAGGUAAUCGAAGCAGUAGCAAGAAAUGAUUUCGACUAUGAUCCCGAAGAUAGUUUUAUAAAACCAGAACAUAAAAGAAGUUGUAACCAGUUCGAAGAUAACUUUCCUAUCAAACAGGAACCUAUAGACUAUGAUUUAAUGGCAGCAAACUUGACAGCAGGUCUCAUGAAUCCUGACCGCCGUCACAUGUGUCCACACUGCUGUAAAGGUUUUCGGAGUAGACAACAGUUAUUACAGCAUAGCCUAGUCCAUACAAAUCUUAGAAAAUAUCAUUGUAAUUAUUGUGAACGAUCGUUCAAACAGCUCUCUCAUCUUCAUCAGCAUCAUAGAAUUCAUACAGGUGAAAAACCUUACUCUUGUCCAUUAGAUGGAUGUGACAAAGCCUUCCCACAGUUAUCAAACUUGCAGCAUCAUAUACGUAAUCAUGAUAAGUUAGCCGAAAGUCAAUACCAGUGUCACUUGUGUGAUAGGGCUUAUCCCAAUGAAGCUACGCUGAAGGCCCAUAACACAAGGAUGCAUGUCCAUUCCAAGUUGAUUUCUGAUCUGCAAAAAUCACCACUGUCUCAACCAAACACGUCUGUCUCACCGGAGGAUACCGUCGUCUCUGAUCUGCAGCCACGACAAAGAAAAAGAAAGGCAUCUCGACCACAACAUAUCAACAAUCGAUCAGCAAUACCAUUUAACCAUUCAGAAAUGGAAAAUCGCAUUUACAAUAAUUAUAUGAACAAUUAUUCAAAAGAUAAUAGACCAGAAGGUUAUGUGUAUAUCUUGGACAGUGAUGAUGAUGAAAAUGUCCCAGACAUUCCAAUGAAAAAAUCCGACAUUUCCAGCAAUAAUAAUUGUUACAGCAGCAGUGUGUCUCGAAGUGAUAACUUUUACAUUGCACAGAGGUCACAAGAAGGUCAGUCAAAAAAUUUGUCGUCUGCAGAAGAUGAGGACAAACAUUUUGGCAGAAAUAAUUCAUCCAGUGUUCAAGUUAAUAAUUCUAAUUUUAGGUAUGUAGAUGAAGAUAUCUAUAGAUUACAAAUGUCUGAUACCAGGAGCCAAAGCUUGCCUAAACUGUCCAAAAACAAUGAUCAUGCGACAGAAUCAUCCAAUGAAAUCAUUAGAAACAACAGCAGUGUUUCAGCAGCAUCCAAUGAUAUGUUCAGAAACAACUCCAGUGAAAUGUUCAGAAACAACCCCAGUGGUUCGAUGACAUCCACUGAAAUAUUUGGACACAAAAAUCAACCAGCAAUUUCAAGAAAUGGCAGUUUUUUACCUGUUUCAUCUGUAAACCGUCGUGAUACAGUACCCUCAAAUGGAAUACCUAUAAAUAGGAACCAUUUGUCAACAGCAUCCAAUGAAAUGAAUAGAAACCAUGAUGAAAGGUCACAUUUGGCCAAUGAAAUGCAGCAUUAUAGUAGUAGUAUGGGUUUAGAUUUAUCAAUCAAUAACAAUGAUUUUUCUAGAAUGUACAAUGAAAGAUCUAGACUACCAAAUAUGUCUUCUGAUAGAAGUUAUGCAAACAACCAUGUUUUAUCCAGAAUCCAAAAUGGUCUAGGUGAUAACCAAAUAAAAAUGGAGGGAAAAGAAAAUCAAAUAUUUACCAAUGGAAUGGUACCAGAAACUGAUACACAUUUUAUUCAAAUGAUGAACAACAAUUCAAAUGAAUGGCGGAGAAGAAAUUUUGUCGGCCAAAACAGAAUAGUAAAUGGUGAAUCUGAAGGAAGUUCUGACGAGUCCGAAGUAGAUAUGGGUGAACAGCAGCAUUUUCCCACUCCAAAUUUAGGAGCAGACGUGUAUGAUGACCCAAUGAACUAAGUCAAAACAAUAGAUCUGCAAAACUUUUUUAGUUGUUUAUGUUUAAUUAUAAGUGUUGUGUGUACAAUAUGAGGUUACAAUCCAAGAAAGAGGGACAAGGGCCCAUAUAUUUAGUUGGUUUAAUAGUUGCUUUUAUUUGUUGUUUUAUGUAAAUAAAUUGAAAGAUUGCUUGUGCUUAUCAAUUUUCAAACUUUAGAUUUUGUUUAAAUUAGGCUAAAAAAGAAUAUAGUUCUGUUUCCUGUCUCUCUACCCUACCCUAACACUUAUUAUGAACUUUUAUCAUCAGGUUAAGCACUAUUUAAAGUACAACAUUAUUUGAUUAAGCACUGCUUAAGUCAAGAACAUUCCCCUAUAUAGUCUAUAUAAAAUAUUUAAAAAAUAAAAUUAUUUUAUCUACCUACAUACCCUAAUUUUCGUCUAGAAGGCAGGAAAACAGGUUUAUAUUUUUUGCAUUGCAUUUUUGUUUGUUUUAAUAAGUUAUACAUUAUCAAAGAUUUUUUUCCAGUGUGUUUCAAUAUUGUAU